This is a messenger RNA of Dermacentor andersoni, 1534 nucleotides long. Its product is annotated as very long chain fatty acid elongase AAEL008004-like. Gene Ontology annotation, biological process: very long-chain fatty acid biosynthetic process; fatty acid elongation, polyunsaturated fatty acid; fatty acid elongation, monounsaturated fatty acid. Gene Ontology annotation, cellular component: endoplasmic reticulum membrane. The record is from RefSeq and is a predicted model, not a curated record. NCBI's taxonomy places the organism in Eukaryota, Metazoa, Arthropoda, Arachnida, Ixodida, Ixodidae. Gene Ontology annotation, molecular function: fatty acid elongase activity.
GCGCCGACUCGCGCGGCACUCGCUGAGAGACCGCCAAGUGGCUGCGAGCAAACUACGGCGUUCGUUUCUGCGCAGCCUUAGAACCACGAUGGCGACGGCAUCGAUCACAGCCGACGACGGCGCGCCGUUCUUUCUCCGCAGGGACCCACGCACCGCUGAGUGGUCCUUUCCGGGCAACAAGCAGGUGAUCACGCUCCUGCUGGUCGGCUACGUCUACGUCGUUAAGGUGGCCGGCCCGCGGUUCAUGAAGAACCGCAAACCGUACGACGGCAUCAAGCCGCUCAUCGCGUUCCACAAUCUCUUCAUGGUGGUGUGCAGUGCUUACUUCGUCGCCGCUUUCGUGUCGACCGCGUAUAUCCGCAACGGUUACAGCCUGCUGUGCCAGGGUAUCGACUUCGACGCCAGGGACGACGGCACCAUGCAUCUGCUGAACCUCUAUUGGUGGUACACGAUGCUCAGGAUACUCGACUUUCUCGACACCCUGUUCUUCGUGCUCCGCAAGAAGGAGUCGCACAUCUCCUUCCUGCACGUCGUGCACCACACCAUUGUGGUCUUCAACGGCUGGUUCGGACUCACCUACGGUCCGGAUGGCCAAGCGGCGAUUGUUGUGGUCAUCAACGGCUCGGUGCACGUAGUGAUGUACACGUACUACUUCCUCAGUCUCCUGGGGCCGGAAGUACAGAAACACUUGUGGUGGAAGCGCUACAUUACGCAGCUGCAGCUUGCGCAGUUCGUCGUUCUCUUCACGCACGCCUUGCUGCCGCUCUUCCUCAACUGCGGAUACCCCAGGUCUCACACAUUCAUCACGCUGUCACAAGCUGCCUUCUUCUUCGGCCUGUUUACGCACUUUUACUUUAAAAGCUACCAGACGAAGAAGAUACAUCUAGCGGCGAAACAUAGAGCUAACGGCAAGAUACAGUGAGGCAUGAGGGUUUUUUUUUUAAUGUAUGAUUGCAUUUUAUUGAACUUUUGGCGGAACGUUCGAUGGUUUUUUGCUGGCAAAAAACUGACGUGUUGCUUCGUUUGCCGUGCAUUUGCAGCUGAUACGAUGGCACAGACUACCAGCGAAAAUGUCUCGUGAAAUAUAAUGACUAAUUACGAGUAUUGGGUAGUAGUAGACCUUUUGCGUAGUUUUAUAUGAUGGUCAGGUAUGUCUUUCACUGUCAUAUACCAAAACAGAAGAUUAGGGUUAUAAAUAUCAACACUAUAAAUAUAUAUGUUCGAAAAUAUCUGCGAUAAGCUGUCUUAGCUAGUAAGAUUGUUUAAUUUUAAGAUCAGGUGUAAAAUACAAUCAGGAAAUGAACGUGUAUAUACUUCGGUUAUUCACUCAAAGUGUACGCCUAAAUGCCUAGUCUAGAACAAAGAGAUCGGCAAUAUAGAAAGGAAAGGCGCCUGCGUGGUCAAACAAACUGCCGUAUAUCAAAAUGACGGAUUUUGAAACAUUGUGAGGGCAAUGACUGCGCCAAGUGCUUACCUGUUAUGUUAAAAUUUGCCUUGUUACAAACAUGCAUAAUAAAAUUGGUUUCUAUCUUUG